Messenger RNA from Leishmania braziliensis MHOM/BR/75/M2904, 1656 nucleotides. RefSeq names its product putative T-complex protein 1, delta subunit. The transcript has a single exon. Gene Ontology annotation, cellular component: chaperonin-containing T-complex. The coding region runs from base 1 to 1656 and encodes 551 amino acids. Gene Ontology annotation, biological process: protein folding. NCBI's taxonomy places the organism in Eukaryota, Euglenozoa, Kinetoplastea, Trypanosomatida, Trypanosomatidae. The record is from RefSeq and is a predicted model, not a curated record. Gene Ontology annotation, molecular function: ATP hydrolysis activity; ATP-dependent protein folding chaperone; ATP binding.
AUGUUGGCCGCUGUAGGGAACCGCGCUGCUGGUGGCGCUGCGGCAUCGCGCCGUAAGGGCAACGAGAGCAAGAAGGACAACAACACGCAGACGGAUGUGCGCAUCAGCAACAUCACAGCCGCCAAGGCCGUAGCGGACUGCAUCCGCACCUCGCUUGGGCCACGUGGCAUGGACAAGAUGAUCAUUAACCCGAAGGGGGAGACGAUCAUUAGCAACGACGGCGCUACGAUCCUGUCGCGGCUGCAGGUGACGCACCCGUGCGCCAAGAUGCUGGUGGAUCUAUCCAAGGCCCAGGACAUCGAAGCUGGCGACGGCACAACGUCUGUUGCGGUGCUGUGCGGCGCCCUUCUGCGCGCCGUCGAGGAGCUGCUGAACAAGGGCAUUCACCCGACGCAGAUCUCGGAGAGCUUCAACGAGUGCGCCAAGCUGGCAGAGAAGGUGCUGGAGGACAUGAGCAUCAAGAUUGACAUUGAGGACCGUGACACACUUAUCAAAGCGGCCAUCACGUCGCUCAACUCGAAGGUCAUCUCGCAGAACAGUGAUCUGUUGGCCCCGAUGGCGGUCGACGCCGUGCGCAAAAUCAUCCGCAACAACGGUGACGUCGACUUGCGCGACAUCCGCGUCACGUCUGCGCUGGGAGGGACGAUUGACGACACGGAGCUGAUUCAGAACGGUAUGGUGUUCAAGCAGAAGGCGUCGCGCGUUGCUGGCGGGCCGGUGCGUAUCCAGGAUGCCACGAUCGCGCUCAUUCAGUUCCAGCUUUCGCCACCCAAGACAGACAUGGAGAGCACCGUCACCAUCACCGACUACACGCAGAUGGACCGCGCUCUCAAGGAGGAGCGUAAGUAUUUGCUGGGCCUCUGCAAAGCAAUCAAGGACGCCGGCGUGAAUGUGUUGUUGGUACAGAAGUCAGUGCUGCGUGACGCCGUUACGGCGCAGUCGCUGGAUUUUCUCGCCAAGAUGAAAAUCAUGGUGGUGACGGACAUUGAGCGCAGCGACAUCGACUUCAUCACGAAGACGCUCGGCUGCAUGCCGGUGGCGAACCUGGAGAACUUUACCAAGGACAAAUUUGGCCACGCCAAGACGGUCGUCGAAGAGGGCACGCCGAGCGGCAAGGUGAUCAAAAUCAUGGGCGUGCAGGCGCCGCCCCCGUCGUCACUGAACCGCGAGCUGUUUGGCAAGACUGUGUGCUUCUUUCUACGCGGUAGCAACAGCCUCAUGCUCGAGGAGGCCGAGCGCGCCCUGCACGACUCCCUCUGCGUGAUUCGGUCCAUUGUGAAGAAGCGCGCCAUCAUGCCUGGCGGCGCGGCUGGCGAGAUUGAGGUGUGCAUGCAGCUUGGCAAGUACGCGCGCGAGCGGGCGGAGGGGAUACAGACGUUCUGCAUGCGGUCGUACGCAGACGCCUUCGAGAUUAUUCCGUACACACUGGCCGAGAAUGCCGGGAUGCAGCCCAUCUCGAUCGUCACAGAGCUGCGCAACGCCCAUGCGUCUGGGCACGUGAACAGCGGCGUGAAUGUGCGCAAGGGGUGCGUGACGGACAUGGUCGAGGAGAAUGUGGUGCAGCCGCUGCUUGUGUUGACCUCCGCCGUGCGCCUUGCCUCGGAGGCGGUGAUGAUGAUCUUGAAGAUCGACGACAUCAUCAUGACGCGUAUCUGA